Messenger RNA from Oreochromis niloticus (Nile tilapia), 2251 nucleotides. RefSeq names its product transmembrane protease serine 9-like. The transcript has 11 exons. Lineage: Eukaryota; Metazoa; Chordata; Actinopteri; Cichliformes; Cichlidae. Bases 62 to 1882 code for a protein of 606 amino acids. Gene Ontology annotation, biological process: proteolysis. Gene Ontology annotation, molecular function: serine-type endopeptidase activity. The record is from RefSeq and is a predicted model, not a curated record.
CCGAAAGGGAGAGAGAGGAAGGUUAUUUAAGCCUGAGCAGGUCUGGAGGUAUUUUACAGCGAUGGCUUUCUACAAAGUGAUGUGUUUGGCUGCUGGGCUGAUGCUCCUGACCCAAGAGUCUGAGUCACAGCUGGAUGUUUGUGGUCAGGCGCCUCUGAACACCAGGAUUGUAGGAGGACAGGUGGCCCCUGUUGGCAGCUGGCCCUGGCAGGUCAGUCUGCAUAUAUCUGGGUCCUUCUGUGGAGGAUCCCUCAUUAACAGUCAGUGGGUGCUGACUGCUGCUCACUGCUUUAAAACCAAUGACACGAGUGGGGUGACUGUGACUCUGGGCCGUCAGACUCUACAGGGAUCUAAUCCCAAUGCAGUGUUUCUGACAGUAACAAAGAUCAUUCCACAUCCAAAUUACAACUCUAAAACCAGCAACAACGACAUCUGCCUCCUGCAGCUCUCCUCUGCGGUGACUUUCACCAGCUACAUUUCUCCCGUCUGCCUGGCAGCUUCAAACAGCACCUUCUACAGCGGUGUUAACAGCUGGGUCACCGGCUGGGGCAGUACUAAAGAAAAUGGCACUGUUUCAGAAAACCUGAUGGAGGUGGAGGUUCCUGUUGUGGGAAACAGGCAGUGUAACUGUAACUAUGGAGUGGGAAGAAUCACUGACAACAUGAUCUGUGCCGGGUUAAGUGCAGGAGGAAAGGACUCCUGUCAGGGGGAUUCAGGAGGUCCAAUGGUGAGCAAGCAGAACGGUCGCUGGAUUCAGGCGGGAGUCGUCAGUUUUGGGACCGGUUGUGCCAGGCCGAAUCUUCCAGGAGUCUACGCCAGAGUAUCCCAGUACCAGACCUGGAUCAACAACCAGAUCUCCUCCAACCAGCCGGGCUUCAUGACGUUCACGUCCACUGGGACCAACAGUGACCUCAGUGUUACCUGCACAGGACUGCCACCAGUGCCAACCACCACCCCUACCACCACCGCCACCACCACUACAACCACCACCCCUACAACCACCACCCCGGUGUUCUGUGGACAAGCUCCGAAGAAUUCUGGCAUUUUGGGAGGAACCUCGAUGGCGACAGCCGGCUCGUGGCCGUGGAUGGCGAGUCUGCAGAAGAAUGGAAGUCAUGUGUGCGGUGGGACUCUGGUGGCCUUGGACUCAGUGCUGAGCAAUGCCGAUUGUUUCUCAAGCUCCCCUGUAGCGUCCGAGUGGACUGUCGUGUUGGGGCGUCUGAAGCUAAAUGGAUCCAACCCCUUUGAGGUGACGCUGAAUGUGACAAAUAUCACUCUGAGCAACACGACCGGGACCAACAUAGCCAUCCUCCGUCUAUCGGCCCAGCCCACCCUGACCGACUACAUCCAGCCCAUCUGCUUGGACAGCGGGAGAACCUUCGCCAAGGGCUUGGCGUGCUGGGCGGCCGGUUGGAGUCCUGGAAGAGGAGGAGCUGAGGAAGUUAUGCAGCAGUUCAACACCUCGGUGGUAAACUGUGGGAGCUCAUCAUCCAGUGAGAGCAUCUGUACAGACGUGUUUACACUGCAGCAGGGUGAUUCUGGCGGCCCUCUGAUGUGUAAGCAGGGCGGCUCUUGGUUCCAGGCGGUCGUGUUAACAGCUCCAAGCCCCUCUGCCAGGAGAAGACGAGAGACUCCAGUUAUGAACUUCACCAGAGUGAGCUCCUUUGGUACCUUCCUGACGAAGACGCUGGGGACACUCUUGUCUCCUCCCUCCACGACCACCACCACCAACCCCACCAACGCCUCUAACACCACCACCAACACCACCACAACUACCUCAAACCCCAUAUCACAAAGCAGCGGGGGUCGUCCUGCUCACUCCUUCAUCUUUGUCCUCUUCCAUCUCCUCAGCCUCACCUUCUGUCUCCAACUCUUCCUGUAGAGAGUUUGACUUGAUCGACAUGAUGUGAUGGACACAAAUGAAUGUGAACAAAGAGCUCAGUGGUGACGUUUGGGCGAGUUUACUGUCGGCUAACGGCGACUUAGGUGCACCAGUUCCAAGAAAAGGAAGCUGGUUGUGCAAUGUGUGGCUUGAGCUCUGACUCACAGGGGCUUUGAGCUGGACUCUGGUUUAACCUCCUAGGACCUGGCGUCCACAUAUGUGGACAUCACAUUUUGGGUUAUUUAGGCCAAAAUACUAAAUCUUGCUCUACAAGGGCCUGAUAUCCACUUACAAGGACACUAUACUGCUACUCUUCUAUCGACUUUUUAAAUGAUUAUCCUCAUAUGUGGCUCUGAUUUUUCUUAGAAA